Molecule: messenger RNA, 3286 nt
Organism: Oncorhynchus keta (chum salmon)
Lineage: Eukaryota; Metazoa; Chordata; Actinopteri; Salmoniformes; Salmonidae
Gene: pusl1
Product: pseudouridine synthase like 1
Exons: 9
Coding region: 440-1171 (243 amino acids)
Biological process (GO): tRNA pseudouridine synthesis
Molecular function (GO): RNA binding; pseudouridine synthase activity
Source: RefSeq, a predicted model, not a curated record
GCAUCAUAAGGCGACAGACUUUAGCAUGUCGCAUGGUUUCCACAGCCACGCAGUGGCUACAUCGUAAAUAUUCAUGAGUUGUUUUGUUUUGCUUUUUGGUAGUAAUUUAAAGUUAGGUUUAAGGUUAGCAGUGUGGAAAAUGUAAGGAGCAAGGUUAGGGCUAGGUUUAAACUCACAGUUGAAGAAGAUAAAUUGUAGAAAUAGGCGGUUUUUUGUUAACUUUGUGGCUGUGGUAACUAGUAGUGACCAUGUCGCGUUGCGUGUGAAGUUGAAGGUGUACAACGGGAUUUUUCUGUGGAAUUAUCAAACAUAACCUCUGUCAAAUCUCUCUUUGUUAAAAUAGAAAACGGCAACAAGCAGAGGUUCAGGUUGGGGCACAUUUUGCCCUAUAUAGCUUUUUGAGUUGGAAAACAGGAGUUUGUCUUUGAAGCGGUGGUCAAUGAUCAUGCGCAAUGGCAGUGUCCGUUAUCUCAUCUUCUUCCAAUACCUCGGGACAAAGUACAGUGGCGUUAUGAAGGCGCCUCCACACCAAGCAGUCAAGGGUGUCCAGAACUACUUGGAGGAUGCGGUACGGUGUUUGAGGCCGGUAAAUGAGGUUUCUCUGUCCAUCUCCAGUCGGACAGACACCGGUGUCCACGCCCUUGGAAACUCCGCCCACUUCGACCUCCAGCGGCAGAACGGCAAGCCCCCAUUUGCUGAGGAGGUCCUGGUUGACGCCCUCAACUUCCACCUGAGACCGGAGCCAAUCAGUGACCUGGAUGUUGGUGCGAUGCGCAACGCUGCCUCCCUGCUGGUGGGUACCCAUAACUUCAGCUCCUUCAGAGCCCUGAACUCUGAGACACCGUUUAAAGACCCGGUAAAGACCCUGGAGAAGGUCGGUCUGGAACUCGGAGACGCCUUUGUACACAAACACUUCCACAGAGAUAUUCAGUUCUGGGAGCUUACCUUCAAGAGCAGAUCCUUCCUCUACAAACAGGUGCGUAGGAUGACAGGGGCUCUGGUGGCAGUUGGCCAGGGACAGAUGUCUGUCUCUGGGGUGAAGGAAUUACUGGAGGCCCAGGACUCUCAGGCCUACCCUCACAACCUCACAUCACCCCCAGAAGGACUCUUCCUCACCAGGGUGGAGUACCACCGGUCAGACGACCUCCUCAGACGAGCUGUGAGGAAUUGAGAAAACAAUGACGGAGGAAGCAAGGACAUUGAUGACCUGCAGCUUUACACUCAGGAGGAUUCCCAGAGUUGAUUGUCGUUUUAAUGACCUAGGCCCAAUCCCAAAUGGACCCCUAGACGUUACGCCCUACACAUUUGUGGAGAUCUGAGAGGAUUUGAAAAGCAAUUUACUUAUACCUCCAAUUUGCUAGGCUAGGUCAGGGGUGUCAAACUAAUUUCAUGGAGGGUCUAGUGUCUGCAGGUUUUAGUUUUCUAACACCUAGACACCCAGGGGAGGGGAGUUCUUAUUGCAUGACAUAAGUAUUUGAUACAUCAGAAAAGCAGAACUUAAUAUUUGGUACAGAAACCUUUGUUUGCAAUUACAGAGAUCAUACGUUCCCUGUAGUUCUUGACCAGGUUUGCACACACUGCAGCAGGGAUUUUGGCCCACUCCUCCAUACAGACCUUCUCCAGAUCCGUCAGGUUUCGGGGCUGUCGCUGGGCAAUACGGACUUUCAGCUCCCUCCAAAGAUUUAUAUUGGGUUCAGGUCUGGAGGCUGGCUAGGCCACUCCAGGACCUUGAGAUGCUUCUUACGCAGCCACUCCUUAGUUGCCCUGGCUGUGUGUUUCGGGUCGUUGUCAUGCUGGAAGACCCAGCCACGACCCAUCUUCAAUGCUCUUACUGAGGGAAGGAGGUUGUUGGCCAAGAUCUCACGAUACAUGGCCCCAUCCAUCCUCCCCUCAAUACGGUGCAGUCGUCCUGUCCCCUUUGCAGAAAAGCAUCCCCAAAGAAUGAUGUUUCCACCUCCAUGCUUCACGGUUGGGAUGGUGUUCUUGGGGUUGUACUCAUCCUUCUUCAUCCUCCAAACACGGCGAGUGGAGUUUAGACCAAAAAGCUCUAUUUUUCUUUCAUCAUACCACAUGACCUUCUCCCAUUCCUCCUCUGGAUCAUCCAGAUGGUCAUUGGCAAACUUCAGACGGGCCUGGACAUGCGCUGGCUUGAGCAGGGGGACCUUGCGUGCGCUGCAGGAUUUUAAUCCAUGACGGCGUAGUGUGUUACUAAUGGUUUUCUUUGAGACUGUGGUCCCGGCUCUCUUCAGGUCAUUGACCAGGUCCUGCCAUGUAGUUCUGGGCUGAUCCCUCACCUUCCUCGUGACCAUUGAUGCCCCACGAGGUGAGAUCUUGCAUGGAGCCACAGACCGAGGGUGAUUGACCGUCAUCUUGAACUUCUUCCAGUUUCUAAUAAUUGCGCCAACAGUUAUUGCCUUCUCACCAAGCUGCUUGCCUAUUGUCCUGUAGCCCAUCCCAGCCUUGUGCAGGUCUACAAUUUUAUCCAUGAUGUCCUUACACAGCUCUCUAGUAUUGGCCAUUGUGGAGAGGUUGGAGUCUGUUUGAUUGAGUGUGUGGACAGUUGUCUUUUAUACAGGUAAUGAGUUCAAACACGUGCAGGUAAUACAGGUAAUGAGUGGAGAACAGGAGGGCUUCUUAAAGAAAAACUAACAGGUCUGUGAGAGCCAUAAUUCUUACUGGUUGGUAGGUGAUCAAAUACUUAUGUCAUGCAAUAAAAUACAAAUUAAUUACUUAAAAAUCAUACAAUGUGAUUUUCUGGAUUUUUGUUUUAGAUUCCGUCUCUCACAGUUGAAGUGUACCUAUGAUAAAAAAAAUUACAGACCUCUACAUGCUUUGUAAGUAGGAAAACCUGCAAAAUCGGCAGUGUAUCAAAUACUUGUUCUCCCCACUGUACAAAUCAAAUCCUCUCAGAUCUCCACAAGUGAAUAAGUGGUAGGGUCUAAGGGUCUGUUUGGGAUUGGGGCAUAGCACAAUGUCUCUCAACCUCAGGUCCGGUGACCUGUGGGUCCGGUGACCUGUGGGUCCGGUGACCUGUGACCUGGACAUCCUGGUAUUGCUUGAAUGUUUUGUUGGGUACACAAACCUUUAUUUCAUGUUACACCACAGUGUGUAUUCUACUAAGUGGAUAUGUAUUUCUUGCUGUACUACAAGAUGUAUAAAUAUGGUCAUAAUAUCUGUUUUUAAGACUAUGUAACCUUAAACUUUUAAUCUAUGGAGUGAUUCUACUGUGUGAGUUAAAUACGUUCUCUCUCUCUCUCUGGCCAGCCUAUAAAUAAUGUUUCCUGUA